This is a messenger RNA of Belonocnema kinseyi, 1511 nucleotides long. RefSeq names its product LIM/homeobox protein Lhx9-like. The transcript has 7 exons. The record is from RefSeq and is a predicted model, not a curated record. The coding region runs from base 336 to 1511 and encodes 391 amino acids. Gene Ontology annotation, cellular component: nucleus. Gene Ontology annotation, molecular function: DNA-binding transcription factor activity, RNA polymerase II-specific; RNA polymerase II transcription regulatory region sequence-specific DNA binding. Gene Ontology annotation, biological process: regulation of transcription by RNA polymerase II; neuron differentiation. Lineage: Eukaryota; Metazoa; Arthropoda; Insecta; Hymenoptera; Cynipidae.
CGUGACUCGAGACCUUCAUUCAGAAAUUCAUGUGAAGGGGCAAGGAUGUGCAGAGAGGAUUUUAGAUUUUAACGGGGAAAAUCUGCUGCCAUGGGAAACAAGAAAACUGCAACCAAUCGUCAAGUCUCAAGGUCGCCUUUAUUUCGGCAAACAUCAGCACCACCCCAGAAGAAGAAUCAUAGAUAGGGUCUUCUAUCUGUGAGCCUAUAAGGAACCACCUCGUCCCUUGAAGAGCACCUCCGUUUCGGACCAACGGAAUUCGCCUCUGAAGCUCCCAGCUGGUUAAGAAUCGAAUCCAGGAUGCGGACAAGAAGGCAGCAGAGUAAGGAAAAGCGAUGCUGAAGGAAGUGGGUUGCGGUAGUACAACACCCCCUCCUGGGGAUGGUGCCGUCGGCAAUCGUCAAGUCGGAACCAAUGGAAGCAGAAGUCCGGAAGGUGCUCUUGGCUGUGGAGGAUGCGGAAGGGAGAUAGCAGAAAGAUGGUACCUCAGAGCUGCAGAUCGUGCUUGGCACUGCGGCUGCUUAAGAUGCUGCCAUUGCCGGGUUCCUUUGGCUGCCGAGUUGACUUGUUUCGCCAGGGACGGGAACAUUUAUUGCAAAGAAGAUUACUAUCGAUUGUUUGCUGUUUCGAGAUGUUCCCGAUGUCGAGCUGGCAUUUCCGCCUCGGAAUUGGUGAUGCGAGCACGAGAUCUGGUUUAUCACGUGGCUUGUUUCACGUGCGCAUCGUGUGGCAUCCCUCUUAACAAGGGCGACCAUUUUGGACAGAAGGAUGGCCUCGUUUACUGUAGACCUCAUUACGAGUUAAUUUGCUGCGCUGUGGAUUACGGAAGUACAUCAGGCAGUGUCGAAGACAUCGGAUCUCCGGGAGUAUCGCCACUUCCUGGAUACUACAGUGCAGCGGAACACAGUCCGAUUGCUUCAAGUGGAUCAACUCCAAAAGGGCGCCCUAGGAAAAGGAAGCUUUCUGAAGUGACUGGCUCAGAAAUUCCCGUUACCAUGAGACUUGCAGCCGGAGCUUUAGAAUUACUUCAUCCGAACGAACUCUCUUCAUCCAUGGAGUCAUUGGCCGCAUACGAUGCAUCAGUUGGGUCCCCUGGGCCAAUGCACCAAAAUCAAAGAACUAAACGUAUGCGAACAAGUUUCAAACAUCAUCAACUCAGGACGAUGAAAAGUUACUUCGCCAUUAAUCAAAAUCCGGACGCCAAGGAUCUUAAGCAGUUAGCACAAAAAACUGGAUUAUCGAAGAGAGUCCUACAGGUCUGGUUUCAAAAUGCAAGGGCAAAGUGGAGACGGAACAUAAUGAGACAAGAGGGCAACACCUCGAACAAUGUUGGAUGUCCAGGCACUCCUGUCUCCUCCAGCACUGGAAGAGGUUCUCCAGGAGUGGGUCCAACUUCCGGUCUCCUGGGGGACAGCAACAGCAUGCCGUCAACUUCGAUGGAAGAAUUACAUGCCCUUCAUCAUUUGCAUUCUGGGGUUUCUUCUCAGGUAUCUUUCUCUGACCUUUACUGA